AUGGUUGGCCUCUCCUCGAUAUCGUGGCGCCUGCCUGCCUGGGCUACGUCUAGUACCGAUGAGGUCGAGGACGUGGACGAGCCUCCUGAACCAGAAUGUUCGCGGACUAGUCCCCAACAAUUUCGAAGAGCACCUGUGCAGCAACCCAGCGACAAAACAUCGCUUUUGACGAAAGCUAUCAUGGGUUUUCCAGAGCACGAAGUCCACGACGAAUACCGCGCGAUCCCCGACUUGAAUCGUCGACGUUCCAUGGCAAGCAAUGUCAGCAUUGCCUCAACUGCCGACUUGACGAGUGACACAGGCCUCACCAGCCCCGCUCGCACCAAUACGCCUAGUCCACCUCCACCCAGCAUCGUCGUAUCGCAACUGCGCACAGGACCUGUCCCGACGAAACGUAUCUCAUUCGUCGGCCACGGCAACACGGCGCAGACGAAACAAGGAGCUUGCCUGCCUUCCAACACCAGCUCGAAUGAUGAAGCUCCUCGAAAGCGGUCCAUUCAGUUUGCUUGCAAUGCGAGGCCGACCACAUCAGAGCGUCCCGCGCCGGCAAGGGUACCAUCAGCCCAAGAGGCCCCUCGUCGACCUUGCAUCAAAUUCGCCUGCCAAGCGAAGCCCACUUCGCAAACCACACUGGCUCGCAAGGCAACACCUCCUCCCUCGCCGCAAGCCCGCAAAUCCCGGUCCCCUUCGACUCCUCGCAAGUCGUCCGUCACGUCAGCCGGCAUGGCCACGCCCAGGCCGUCCAGCAGCCAUCGCAAGUCUUCCAGCGGAACCAAGACGUCACGCCCGAAGUUUAUCAAUGCCAAGCCCGUUGAAUUGGCAGAUGAUGGCUCGCACUUUCACGAAUUCGCUUGUGAGAAGACUCGCGAUGACGAUUGGAUCCGACAUGAUACCUCUGGUGCCAAGUGCAAGCUCACGAUCAAUGACACUUUAACCAAGGAGAACCACAUCCGCCUUAUCGCCAAGGAGGCCGAGGAAGAAGACGAUCUGGAAGCUGGCAGCGCUGAUGACGCCUCCGGCAGCCAAGGCGAGGACGAGGACGACUCGGGCGAGGAGAAUGAAGACGAUGGGGACGAUGACGCUUCUGACGUUGACUCCGAAUCCGACGAGGACGAUCUUGCAGAGGAGGAAGAUGAUUUCGAUCUGUCUGAGGGCUAUCACACCGAUGAGGAGACGGGAUUUGCCUCGUCCGACGACUCUGACGCGGAGGAGGAUGGUAACAUGGUCAUGUGGACACUGAGCAAGAGUCCGGCCAUUCGGCCUACACCUCCCAUUGCUCUCGCUAGACGUCCCUCACUGCAGGAUCACCCGUCUGAUUCUUCCACUACGACUGGCAGCCCGCGCACCCGCCGUUCAAAGAGGCAGCGUAUCAAGCCCCAGCAGCCCACCGUCGACCUCCCCGACAGCACCGACUUCGUAUGUGGUACUCUCGACGAAGAUCGUCCCCUCGAGGAGGCGUAUUUGUCUUGCAUGGCUGCGCGUCGCAACGAAAAGCUUCGCGUCAUUCCCCAGGACAUUGACCCAAGCUUCCCGGCCUCUGAUCCUGAGGAUGAGGACGAGGACUUGUACAACCCUGUGCACCACGACAGCGAUGAUGAGGAGUUUCUCCCUGGCGCGAUGGAAGAUAUCCACCACGAUCAAGACCGUUCCCGCCGCCCCCGCAAGAGCGGUGCCGCAUCACCCAGAAAAUGCCAUACUCCUCCACCUAAGCGUCACGUCUCGCCGGCUCCCAAAGCCCGAGGCAGAUCCCCCAAACUUCUGUUCGACGCACAUUCACCACGGCGCAUGCGCUCCCCUGCUCCUAAGGCGAUGACCACACCCCAAGGAUCCCCGCGUCUGGGCAAUCAUGUCAAGUUCAACCUUGCCGCCCGCCCCGGGUUAACGACCACCAAAUCAUUGCCCCGGCCUGGCGCUGGGUUUGGGAAGCAAUUCCGCAACCACCCCAAACUUGCACAGGACGACGACAUUCAUGUUCGAGGAGCACUCGACAUUGUCAAAGGCCUCGAGGGAAAGCGUCAGCGCCGCAAGGAGAAGUUUUACCAGAAAUAUUGCAACCGAGCCCGUCGUGGGCAAAUUCCCGAGCGCAAACCGCAGAAGCCAGGCCAUGGCGCGGAGCGUAUGAAAGAACUUGGUCUGCUCAUGGCUGGCAAGAAAGACCAAGGCAAUUAUGUGCUUUCUAUUUAA
This is a messenger RNA of Emericellopsis atlantica, 2184 nucleotides long. RefSeq lists its product as uncharacterized. The record is from RefSeq and is a predicted model, not a curated record. The transcript has a single exon. The coding region runs from base 1 to 2184 and encodes 727 amino acids. NCBI's taxonomy places the organism in Eukaryota, Fungi, Ascomycota, Sordariomycetes, Hypocreales, Bionectriaceae.